Messenger RNA from Scleropages formosus (Asian bonytongue), 640 nucleotides. Its product is annotated as ladderlectin-like. The record is from RefSeq and is a predicted model, not a curated record. Lineage: Eukaryota; Metazoa; Chordata; Actinopteri; Osteoglossiformes; Osteoglossidae. Bases 74 to 640 code for a protein of 188 amino acids. The transcript is spliced from 10 exons.
CUGGGAGAGACUCACCUGCCUCAGAACUGAACCGCUGUGUCCGUAACGGAAAAGAACAGGAACCAACGACACCAUGAAGCUCUGUGUCCUGCUGCUGGUCGUCUUCAGCCUCAGUGCCUCUGCAGAAGAGGUUGCCAAGGUGGUGCUCGAGAAAACCGUGCCUGAUCAAACAAAAGAUAUCGACAUGAGCAUCGAGGCUCUCCCUGCCGCAGUAAAAACUGAGAGUCUGGAAACGAAUGGAGCCGCCCUUCUCUCAGAGAGGAUGUACUGUCCCCCUGGGUGGCUCAACCAUGGGAGCAACUGCUACUUCUUGGUUAGCAACAGCCAGACAUGGAUUAACGCUGAGAAUCACUGUGCGGGACUGGGUUCGAGCCUCGUCUCCAUCCAGAACCCCAGCGAGAACCAGUUCCUUCAAUCGCUGAUGCAGAUGAGUGGUCACAGCAUCACCUGGACCGGGGGCUUUUACUUUCAGGGUCGGUGGAUGUGGGUCGAUCAGUCGCGAUUCUACUACAACAACUGGGGCUCGACCAACUCUGCCAGCAGCUACCCGUGUGUGUACUUGAGAUCCCAAGGCGGCUGGUCAAACUAUCAGUGCACUCUUGCGUACCCAUUCAUCUGUGUCAAAAAGCUGAACUGCUAA